Messenger RNA from Glossina fuscipes, 708 nucleotides. RefSeq lists its product as uncharacterized. The transcript is spliced from 4 exons. The coding region runs from base 1 to 708 and encodes 235 amino acids. The record is from RefSeq and is a predicted model, not a curated record. NCBI's taxonomy places the organism in Eukaryota, Metazoa, Arthropoda, Insecta, Diptera, Glossinidae.
AUGAAGGAUGAACAUUAUCUGAACAUGAAAAGGAAAAAUUGCUCUAAUGAGGGACAACGCCUAGACGAGAAGGAUUAUUUAAAAAUGAAACGACAACUAAUUAUAGGACAUAAUGGUCUCAGGAAUCGUAUUGCUGGAGUUAUGCGAGUUGCAAAUAUGAUGGAAUUGAUUUGGAAUGACGAUUUGGCAUUGAUGGCUGAGAGGCAUAUUUAUCGCUGUACACCAUACGACGAUGAUAUUUGUACGCGUUUAAAUCAAUCGCUUGAAUAUGAAAAGACACAUUUUCAUUUAAAGGGUAAGGAAAUGGAUAACUUUUGCAAAGUUUCGCAAAAUCGUUAUUACCAAAAAAACGUUCACUAUCCAAAUAUUAUCGUUGAGAAUGCACUUCGUACAUGGUAUAGAGAAAAAUUUGGAAUGGAGCCACCUAAAGAAGCAUUUGAUGAAACUCAUAUGAGAACUAAUGGCUAUUUAAAGGGUGAAAAUAAUUUUACCCAUUUGGCUUAUCCAUUGGCUGCUUUUUUUGGUUGUUCUAUGAAUAAAGUCUAUGAUGGAUUCUUGUUACUGUGCAAUUAUCAUCCAUAUGAACGAAGUGAUGUCGUAGAUUUUGAAUUUAUAAAAGGAAAUCCGGGGGAACAUUGCCCCAUCACACGCCCUCUAAAAAACAUAAACGAAAAUUUCGCAAACUUAUGCAUUGGAUGCUACGUAUAA